CCAAAGCAGGCGUCGGAAGCUUUGCUCAAAAAUCCUCCAACUUCGUUCAAAAUGCAUUUGCUUUUAGGGGCAAACAAGUAGAAAAGUCAGUUUUUAAGUGAUUGUAAGAUUUUUGAUCGCUAUCAGGUUUGUCAAGGGUACCCGAACUAGUUAGCUAACUAGAUGCUUUGUGUUUCUCGAAAGGAAUACAAACUUCAUAGCCACAGGCAGCGAAGACGCUCGGGUGUUGCGGUUCAAGACGAUUCAGUGCGCUGGAUCAGUGAGAGAAGAAAUAUGAUUCUGAGUUGAAAAGGCAUGGCAGUUUGGGCCUUGGUUUCCAGAGUGAGUUCCACUCAGGCAGAGGUCGGCAGAGUGGGCAGAGUGGGCAGCUGAGGAAGGGAGAGCCUCGCUGGGCCGUAAAGAUGACGGGACAAGGGCCGCCGCACGGGUGGAAGUGAAGAAGUGACAAGCAAGAGGGAGGAAGAAGAUGGGAGCCAGCGCCUCUAGUUACCCCCACUCAUGCUCCCCACGCUUUGGUGGAAAUGCACAGACACAGCAAACCUUCAUUGGCACGUCACUGUACUCCCAACAGGGCUACGCCUGGGAGCCCAAGCUGCACAGCCUGGAGCGGCCGCCUGACCGCAAGAAGAGGACCUCAGGCCUGGCCACACUCAAGAGGCGGCUCAUCCGCCGCCGCCGGGCAGGCCGCUCGGCCGACCACGCACGCCACAUGCGCGAGCUGCUCUCGGGCUGGGACGUGCGCGAUGCCAAUGCCCUCGUGGAGGAGUAUGAGGGCACGGCUGCCCUCAAAGAGCUGAGCCUGGCGGCUGGCCUGGCCCGGCCCGAGGCGGCGACACUGCGUGCCGACAUGGCCGCCCUGUUCCAGCACAAGCACUGCACCGACGUGGACCUGGUCUUCCACGGUGCCUGCUUCGCCGCUCACAGGGCCGUUCUGGCUGCACGCUGCCCCUUCUUUAAGAACCUACUGUCGUCCUCGGCGGGCACAGCGCCAGGCUACGGCGGGGCGGAGGUGCUGCUCGAUGUGGGCACAGCGGGUAUGGACGUGGCGCUGUUCUCUGCCCUGCUGCACUUCCUGUACACGGGUGAGCUGGGUGGUGGGAGGGGCGUGGGUGAUGGCGAACCAGAAACACGCCUAAGGAACAUGGACAUCCUUCGGCAGCUGAGUGAGGAGUUCGGCACGCCCAAUCCCCUGGAGGAUGACAUGAGGGCACUAUUCAACUACAUGUGCUACUAUGACUCCGUCCUCAGCUUCCGAUCUGAGCCCGAGAUGGCGGAAGCUUAUGAUGGGGUGGGGCUUAUCAGCGGAGGGGGUGUGGCAGGGGGCACCAUGGUGAACAGUAGCGCUGCCUGCUCGCCGUGUGCUGAGGAGGACCUGAGGGCCCACAAGGCUGUUCUUUCGGCACGCUCGCCAUUCUUCCGGAACCUUCUCCAGCGGCGUAUCCGGACUGGGGAGGAGAUGACUGAGCGGGCGCUUCAAACACCCACGCGCAUUGUGCUGGACGAAUCCAUCAUCCCACGCAAGUACGCACGCGUCAUCCUGCACUGCAUGUACACAGACGCCGUGGACCUGGCCCUGGUGCUGCACAGCAGCGCCUCCGCAGGCAGCCUGAGUGAAGCGCAGGGCCUGACAGCAGCCAGUAACACUGCCAAGCCCACCGUGUCUAUGCGCACCGAAGAAGCCAUGGAGCUGUAUCACAUCGCCCUCUUCCUGGAGUUCAGUAUGUUGGCUCAAGGCUGUGAAGACAUAAUUGUGGACAGCAUCUCUCUGGAGUCCCUGGUCUCAAUUCUGAAGUGGAGCUCCCAGCCAUAUGGCUCGAAGUGGGUCCACAGGCAGGCCAUGCACUUCCUGUGUGAGGAGUUCAGCCAGGUCAUGACCUCCGAAGUGCUCUAUGAGCUGACCAAGGAUCAGCUUGUCACCACCAUCCAGUCAGAUUACCUACAGGCCAGCGAACAGGACAUCCUGAAGUAUGUGAUAAAGUGGGGUGAGCACCAGCUCAUUAGGAGGAUGGCUGACCGAGAGCCCAACCUGCUGAGUGGCACAGCUCACAGUGUGAAUAAACGUGGGGUGAAGAGGAGAGAUCUGGAUGUGGAGGAGCUGAAGGAGAUUCUGUCUCCUGUGUUGCUUUAUGUCCGUAUGGAGCACAUACUUCCAGCUAGCAGUGACGUCCUGACUGACGCAAUGAAGCGUGGUCUGAUCAGCACUCCUCCGUCCGACAUGCUGCCCACGGCAGAGGGUGGCAAGGCCAACGCCUGGCUAAGGCAGAAGAACACGGGCAUCUAUGUGCGCCCACGCCUUUUCUCGCCCUACGUGGAGGAGGCAAAGUCGGUCCUGGAGGAGAUGAUGGUGGAACAGACUGAUCUGGUGCGGCUGAGAAUGGUGCGCAUGUCGAACGUGCCUGACACCCUGUACAUGGUCAAUAAUGCGGUCCCCCAGUGCUGCCAUGUCAUAAAUCAUCAGCAAAUCACAAGCAGCCAGGCCACUGCCCCCUCUGUCGUGGCCAAUGAGAUACCAGUGCCACGGCUGGCGGUGGUGAGAGAGAUGAUGGCCCGACUGCAGGAGUUGAGGCACACUGAGCAGGUGCAGAGGGCAUACGCCCUGAACUGCGGCGAGGGAGCCACGGUCAGCUACGUGCUACAGCUGCGUGUGCUACGAGAAUUCGGCCUGCCCGACGGUGCUGCAGAGCUACUGCAGAACCCACACAAGUUCUUCCCGGAGGAGCGGUUCGGGGAUGAGAGUCCCCUCCUCAGUCUGAGAACGGCUGGCCGCUGCCGAGUGAACAGCUCCCCUGCUAUGGACAGCAUGUUCACAGAGAUGGAGACCCUUGGAGCGUUUAACCCCCCUCUCCCCCCACCGCCUCCCCCAUACCACCCCCCUGGCCAGGCCCAGGUCAGGGUUGGCUGGAGGCCAAGGGUGCCCAUGCCGCCCCCCUCCCGCUCCUUCUCUUACCCCUGUAACCACACACUGCUCCGGCCGGGGGCUUCUUCCGGGCCCCGACCCAGCCAGGCCCAGGACUAUGGCUCCACGCAGGGCCUGGGCCAAGCCCUGCCACCAGAGUCAUGUGGGAGUUUGGAGCCAUUGAUGAGUGAUUAUAUGCCGGACAUCGCCCUCGGGGUGUCUGCCAUGACCCUGUCAGAGCACAGCGAGGCUCAGGAACUCCCUCUUCAUCCUCGUCCUCUUCCCUGCAUGGCUUCCUCGGUCCCCCACUACCCGACUGGGCCUUGCCCCAGCGGGAGACGCUCCCUCGCUCACCUGCCCUGUAAGAGACACGCUCCCAAACCAGAACCUCAGUGUGAGUAUCCAGACCUUUAUGACUUUUCCAGUCAUCCCGACACACCUGCAGCUAGCCAUCCUCCGCAGGGCCCCUACACAGGCCCAGACUUGUAUAACCACCGCAGAGGUACGUUCAACAGCUUGCCCAUCUCAUGUCUCCAUGACACUCCCCUGUCGGGACACUCCCAGGACAGGCUGGGGCAGCUGGCUGACUCCUUUCACUUGGACGUUUUGGGUCAAAGGCUGGACAUGGCCCAGACGUCUUCCGGAGGACCAUCAGUAGGGGGUGCUCUUGUGCCCGUUGGACGCUUAUUAACGGACUCAGACCUGACAGGUCGUCUUGUGCCUUCAAGGGGAGGUGCUGACCCAUAUGAGGACUACAGCCCUCCCUCAGAUGGGACUGGAGGCAUGAGGGAUCCCUCUGGUGGACUUGGGAACCACAGAAAUAGUAGUGAAGAAACGGAGGCAAGCCGAGAUCAUAGAUCACCCAACAAGCCAGAGUACCAGUAUAAGAAAUCUGCACUUUAAAUGAGCAAAUGAAAAAGGGAAUUACAACAAGGUCCAAGGUCAUUAUGCAGGUUGCCAAAUCUCCCUUCAGUGAUGACUGAUUAUGGACACUGUAUAUGAGAGUGCCCAAAAUGGGCUUCAUCCUUUGAGAACGUUGUGAAUUUUCAGCAUGAGCUAGUUAAGGAUUAAUUUUAUUUUAUUUUUUUUAUCCUUCACCAUUAAAUAUUAUCAUCAAAUCAGAUCUUAGAUUAACAUAUACAGUCAAUGUCAUCUUUGAUAUAUGUAUUGUCAUUUAUCUGAUAUAUAUAUAUAAAAAAAAAAAAACUAAAAAAAAUAAAUAAAAAAAAACUAUAGCAAUUAGAACAGCCCAGUAAAGAACUUACUAUUGCUGCAGUCAGUACAUCAGAAAUGUAUCAAUUCUGUUUUGCUUGCUGUGGGUCAUUUCUCAUAGCAGAUUGGUUAAAUAAUAUACCACGUAGUUUGGACAGAUAGUUAAAUGGCAGUUAUUCAUUUCGGAGCUUUUUGGUCCUGGUCCUUUUCAUUGUAAAAUAAAGUAGCUUCAGACAGCUUGCAUAAAGAUUAUCUUCAAAAACCAUACUGAUUGCAGCUUGUGUGAUUGUUCAACUCUAAACCCCUACAAAAGAUCCUUAACUACGAGAUGUUGAAAAUUUAGUAGGAUUUUACAUGGAGAAAUAUUCCUCCGAUGGUCUUGAUCAUAUUGUGAGUGCUGGGAAGUGUUCUAUGUACGAUUUUUUUUUUUUUUAGUAAUCAUUUCUCCUGAGCUUCCCAUAGAAAUUGCAUGUGUGGAUGGUAAUGAUAUGCCUGCUGUUUAACAGUACUUAGUGGGGAUCUGAAGGUUGCAACAUGUGAACUUCUCACUUUGAAUGAUAUGAGGAAUAACCCAGUGUACAAGGAACUGAUGUAUUUUUAGUUUCUGUUUUAACAUGUCAUUUUUAGGUCUCAUAGUAUCUACAAUCGGUCAGGACUGUUCAAUAUUUACAUUAGCACCAGCCUUGAGAAUAAUUACUCCUGGUACUGUAGAGACCAUGCUGAACAUGCUUGAAUUCACCACCACCUGACAGCCAGUGGCCUUAGCUCUGGGGUUGAACUCAGAAACCAUGGACUGAUUGCAAGCCAUUACUCAUUUUCCACUGACUUAAUGAUAGUUUGGGGGGGGGGUUUUGUUUUGUUUUGUUUUUUGUUUUUAAAGUCCACCGUAAUUUAACUCCUAGUUAGCAGUGUAGAUUUGUAGUGUAGAAGACACAGACUAAACAUUGCAGUGAGCCUGAGUUGCUACUUUGUUCAGAUUUCAGUCUUUACAGUGCCACCUAGUGUAGUAAGUGUACAACUCAUCUGUUUUUUAAUUUCCCCCAUCCUCCAACUGAUGGCUAGAAACAAGGGUCUUCUUACAAGGACAUCAUCUUUUUAGGUCACUUGAAAUCCAAAUGGGGGUGGGGGGGAGUUUCUCCUCUUCAACUUUUACCAGCAUUGUAAUUAAAGUGAAACUUGUAUGUUUUUCAUUAGACUGCAUGUUGAUUACUGAUGUUUGCAAUAUGGAAGUAGAGGAAUAGGUAUGUGUUUUUGAUGCUCAACAUGAGAUUUGUGGUGAAGUGUGACACUCAAAUUUAAAAGUAUACAUGGCAUAGCAUGUUAUUGCUUUAGACAGAUGACUUCAACAGCAUUUGGCUGUGUAACUAAUCACUGAAUGCUAGCUUGAGUGAAUCAGUGCAAGUGGGUUUCAAUAUGCUGUGUAUUUGAAAAUGCCAGUACUUAAUUGGAAAAGUCAUUACUAGCCUUUAUCUAUUUGUACUGCAGAAAAGCCCUUUAAGCAGGCAAACGCUGCUCAUCAAUGACUUACUCCAGUAGCACAAGAGCACGGGUGAAUAUACAUGAGCAACCAGUAAAAAGCACUCGUCUCCACUUGAUAAUACAUUGAACGUUUAAAAACUCCUGAGAUCUGAGGGCUUCAGGGAUUAUUCUUGCAUCCAUUCAAAAGGUCUGUGCCUUACCUGGCAGAGGCUACAUAUUUCCUAAACUGAUUUUAGCCUAUGCAAGCCUUCUUAGGAGCCUGUGUCCAUCUGUCAGUUGCAAAACUGUCUGCAUUGCCUCAUAGAUGCGGGGUGUUAUACAUGUGGUUUGAUACGGUUGUUUUAGUAUGUGGACUGUACUUGUACUUUAAUAUAUUAUUGCAUUUCUUGUAAUGAACUGAAUUUUUCACUGGUUCUAUUUUUCUACUGUUACCUCAGAGAGGGUAAAUAACAGUGACCAACCAUGCAGCUAGAGAGCAAUUUCAAAAUAAACCGCUUCAGUAGUA
Messenger RNA from Electrophorus electricus (electric eel), 6092 nucleotides. RefSeq names its product BTB/POZ domain-containing protein 7-like. Gene Ontology annotation, biological process: morphogenesis of a branching epithelium. NCBI's taxonomy places the organism in Eukaryota, Metazoa, Chordata, Actinopteri, Gymnotiformes, Gymnotidae. The record is from RefSeq and is a predicted model, not a curated record. Gene Ontology annotation, molecular function: protein binding.